AAUAAUAAACGUUAAUUGUGUUGUAAAUAUAAUUCUUUAGGUAUUUAUACAGUUUAGCGGCCAUAUCCAAUAAAAUACAUAAUUAAUAAUAUGAGCUGGUUUGGAUGUGUCGUUCUCGUAAUGACUUUUAUUUUCAAAUAUACUCAGUCCGGCUUUGUGUUCGGGUUGUAGAGAUGCUGUGUUGGUGUAGACAAGCUGAAACUUUUGCUUUCAGCAUUUAAAAUAUAUCAAUAUUUACUUAUUUUCAGCAACAGAGGGAUUCAUUAAUGUAUCCGGCAGGUGAGUGUGUCUUGAAUUUCCUUUAGUUUGAGUCUGGUUAUAAGGAAUGUGAACCUUUUGGGUUUUAUUGUGAGGCUCUUCGGCUGACUUCCGGUUCCUUACAGGUCAUAUUAACACCUUACAGAUUAGAGCUGGAAAUGGCCCCUGGUGGACUGGAUUCUCUGAGCAUCUCAGAGCAAAAUGAUGCUUCAGUCUAGAAACAGGAUAUUUUCUCAAGAAUAUAAGCUUCCAUUCUGUUCUUUAUAUUAAUUGAGAAAGGCCACGACCAGGCAGUAACAUCUAAAUAUUCAAUGUUUAUUUGUACAGCACUUUUAACAAUGGACAUUGUCAAAAAAGCAGCUUUACACAUGUAAAUAGGAUACAAAACUUGAAUUAUGUGUAGUAUAUUGCUAAUGGGGAACCCCAGUGGUAAAACUGACGAGGAAAAACUCCCUGAGAUGAUUACAGAGAGAAAUCUUGAGAGGAACCAGACUCAAAAGGAAACCCAUCAUCAUCUAGGAGACACAGAUUGUCCAUUCAUUACCGUUUCAUGAUUGUUGAGGUGUUCUGUUCAGUGAUGGGUCCUUAAAAUGCAAAACUGUUUAUGCCAACUGUGUGAAUAUGAAUCUAUUAAAGUAAAUCCGGCAGUUAAGAUGGACGAAAAGCAGUUUGAGUCUCAGACGCAGUACAUCGAUUCAUAUCAGCACUGGUAUCAUUGUACACAUCAGCAGUUUGAACCAGCACCAGGUUCUCAGUACAGCCAGAUGGUUAAUGUUUCUCAUUACGAGCAGGAUGUCGGAGAGUAUAGCACCCUGAAUGAAUUUUCAGACCAUAACGAUCCAGAUCCAGAGAUCAGUCAUCAUCAUCAGCUUCCUGUCCAGCCUCCAGCUCUUCCAUCAACCACUGAGAAAGGAAAGAAGCGUGGAAGACCUCCCAAGCAGGGGAAAAAUGACCAAACCGACACAGAAGUCACUGUGAAAAAAGCCAAAAGAACUCUGGACAGAUUUAAUGGCAUGUCCGUGGAAGAGGUCAUGGCCAAAAAACUGCCAGAUGUCAUCACCUACAAUCUGGACAUUCUGAUCAUUGGUAUCAACCCCGGAUUGAUGUCAGCCUAUAAAGGACGACAUUACCCAAAUCCAGGAAACCAUUUUUGGAAGUGCCUGUUCUUAUCGGGGCUUACGGAUGAGCAGCUGAACUACAUGCAUGAUCAGAGUCUUCCAGAAAAAUACGGCAUCGGAUUUACAAACAUGGUCGAGAGGACCACCCCUGGAAGCAAAGACCUCUCAAAUAAAGAGAUUCGAGAAGGAGGCAAACAACUUCUGGAAAAGCUACAAAAAUACCAGCCACGAAUCGCAGCCUUCAAUGGGAAAUGUAUUUAUGAAACGUUCUGUAAAGAGAUUUUCGGCGUGAAAGCCAAGAACCUGGAAUUUGGACUGCAGCCCUACAAAGUUCCCGAGACAGAAACGUUUUGCUACCUGAUGCCUUCAUCCAGCCCACGCUGUGCUCAGUUCCCACGAGCUCAGGACAAAGUUCACUUCUAUAUUAAGCUGAAGGAACUACGGGACCAGCUGAAGUGUGUGGUGCAGAACCAGGAGAUUCAGGAGACACAGUACUCGUUUGAUUUGGUGUUGGCUAAAGAGGAUGCCAAAAGGAAGGCCAUCAAAGAAGAGCAGCUUGACCCUGGCUAUGAGGAAACCUCUUCUAAUGCGACACAACAGACAUGCAGCUUCUAUCCUGCUAAUGAACAAGGUGCUACACAUCCAGAACAAUCAUCAGCUAUGGGACAGGCCAAGUUUGACCAGUGGACCAUGCAGCCGUUUACAGACCAGAUUCCAGACAUUCGGUUCUUUAGCGGCAAUGAGUCGUCACAAUCGAAUACUUUUCGAAACUACAAGGAAUAACAAUUUAAAUCUUUGUUUUUCUUACAGUAGCUGCCUGACUUUUUAGUCAUGUGUUUCUAUUUAUUGUGUUUUGUAGAACUAGUAGAUCAUGUGUGGAUGAUGUAUUCCAAAUCCAGUGUUGUUUUUUUCCCCUUUUAAUUUUGCUCUUUGUUUUUGUAUUAUGGACCUUCGUAUGCAGAAGUGAUGGAUUUUACUUGAAAGCAGCAUUAUGUAAAGAAUGCUGCUAUUUUUUUUCUACUGUCAGGAUGCAGUACUCAAGACUGUGAUGUACUUCAUUUUUUGUUGCUUUUUUUUAAAAAUAAAGGUAUGUAUAUUUUACCCCUGUUUACUAAGCUGAGGUCAUGCUUGAUGUAUGGGUUGGUUUACUUGCAUGAUAUUUGACACUAAAUCAUAGUUAUUAGUGUUUAUUUAUGACCUCAACUGAAGGGUAUUUAUGCUCUUGCACUGUGUUAUCUUGGAAUGUUUGCACAAGCCGUGUAAAAGGGAUUCACGAUUUCAAAAGGAGCAGUUCACACCACAUCGUCUAGGACUGAUGUUUUUGAUGACCCAUUCUGUUCCACCUUUCUGUUUUUAUAUACUGAUUGUAUUUAAUGUUCUUUACUGCUACAACUUACAUUUGAUGUAAAUGCUCUGGGAAUUUGUUGCAGGGUGUAUUACAUGUACAGAUGCGCAUCAAGCUAGGUUUUUAUAUUUAUGGUGUAAUUACUUUAGUGUGAUUUAGUAUCAUGACUUUUUGUAAAACACAUAUGGAGAAAUAAAUAAUACUCACGACUGGACUGUUGGAAAUGAUGGAUUAAAAAAAAAAAAACUCUCCCA
Silurus meridionalis is the source of this 2975-nucleotide messenger RNA. RefSeq names its product thymine DNA glycosylase, tandem duplicate 2 (gene tdg.2). The transcript is spliced from 10 exons. The coding region runs from base 849 to 2159 and encodes 436 amino acids. Gene Ontology annotation, cellular component: nucleus. Gene Ontology annotation, biological process: base-excision repair, AP site formation. Gene Ontology annotation, molecular function: mismatch base pair DNA N-glycosylase activity. The record is from RefSeq and is a predicted model, not a curated record. NCBI's taxonomy places the organism in Eukaryota, Metazoa, Chordata, Actinopteri, Siluriformes, Siluridae.